Molecule: messenger RNA, 1923 nt
Organism: Phragmites australis (common reed)
Lineage: Eukaryota; Viridiplantae; Streptophyta; Magnoliopsida; Poales; Poaceae
Product: growth-regulating factor 1-like
Exons: 3
Coding region: 486-1622 (378 amino acids)
Biological process (GO): regulation of DNA-templated transcription; DNA-templated transcription; developmental process
Cellular component (GO): nucleus
Molecular function (GO): ATP binding
Source: RefSeq, a predicted model, not a curated record
GCUCCGGUCACACGUACGGAUCCAUGCAUGCGCAGCGACUGCCUCUGCCUGAUUGAACGGCACGUCCCAUCUGCUCCUGCUUCCUAAGUUGAAAGCGUCUACGGAACACUGGAAACACCAAGUGCUAGCCUAGACGACCAGAUCGCAUCGCAUCACGCCAGUGGAUCCGAUGGCCCAAAUUUAUUGCAGCCCCAAAACCCCGCGCCGACGGCCGCAUCUCGAACGCGCGCGGCCUCGACCGCCUUCCACAGCCACUACAAAACCCCUUCCCCGGUGACGCUCACCGGGUGCUCACUCCGCUCCGCACUCUCGCACCUCAGUAGCUCGCCACCACUACCGCCACCACGACAGCAACCAGGCUGCACUGCACCACUCUCUGAUCACCUCUUUCUGUGCCGUGCCGGUGCGCCCCUGCGAGGUGUUAGGCUAGAUAUCGGCGCAGGCAGCUAGCUCCCGACCGAAGCCGGUUCGAGACGAUCGCGGAGAUGAUGAUGAUGAGCGGGCGCGCGGGCGGCGGGGGCGGCGCGGGCCGGUACCCGUUCACGGCGACCCAGUGGCAGGAGCUGGAGCACCAGGCGCUCAUCUACAAGUGCCUGGCGGCCGGCAAGCCCAUCCCGUCGUACCUCAUGCCCCCGCUCCGCCGCAUCCUGGACUCCGCACUCGCCACCUCCCCUUCGCUCGCCUUCCCGCCCCAACCGUCGCUGGGGUGGGGUUGCUUCGGGAUGGGGUUCAGCAGGAAAGCGGACGAGGACCCGGAGCCGGGGCGGUGCCGCCGUACGGACGGCAAGAAGUGGCGCUGCUCCAAGGAGGCCUACCCGGACUCCAAAUACUGCGAGAAGCACAUGCAUCGCGGCAAGAACCGUUCAAGAAAGCCUGUGGAAAUGUCCUUGGCCACGCCGGCGCCGUCCUCGUCCAACGCCGCAUCCGCCACGAGCGUCACAACCGCCACCACGUCCCCCGCGCCCUCCUACAACCGCCCGGCUGCCGCCGCGCACGAUGCGGCGCCGUACCACGCGCUGUACGGUGGAAGCCCCUACACGGCCUCCGCUCGGCCGGCUGGCGCGUACCACGCGCAGGUGAGCCCCUUCCACCUCCACCUCGACACCACCCACCCGCACCCGCCGCCGUCAUACUACUCCGUGGACCAAAGGGACUACGCCUACGGACCCACAGCCAAGGAGGUCGGUGAGCACGCCUUCUUCUCCGACGGCACAACAGAGAGGGACCGCCACGCUGCGGGACAGUGGCAGUUCAAGCAGCUCGGCAUGGAACCGAAGCAGGGCCCCACGUCGCUCUUCCCGGGCGGCGGGUACGGGAACGAUGCGGCGUCAGCGUACGCCGUUGAUCUGACCAAGGAAGUGAACGAGGAGGAAGAAAGGCGGCGUCAGCAGCAGCAGCACUGCUUCGUUCUGGGCGCCGACUUGAGGCUAGAGAGACCGUCGGGCCAUGACGCCGCCGCCGCAGCACAGAAGCCGCUCCGGCCCUUCUUCGACGAGUGGCCGCACGAGAAAAGCAGCAAGGGCUCGUGGAUGGGGCUUGACGGCGAGACGCAGCUCUCCAUGUCCAUUCCGAUGUCCACCAACGACAUCCCCAUCACCUCCCGCUACCGUAAUGAUGAGUGAAACCAAUUUUCCGAGCAGUUUUGUGAUUGCUCUGGUUGCUACAAGACGAGGCCACAUCGACUUGGAACACAACGACUGGUUCUUUCUUGGCGUGCUGCUCUUGAGCUCUGUCAUUUUGCUCCAGAGAGGUGCACAGUUUGAGGAUCUUGAAAGACCGAAAACCUUCUAAGAAUGAUCAUGUCCUUUUUUUUCCUUCCUGUAAUGUUGCUUUGAGUGUUACAUUUUCCCUGUAAUUGCUUCUUAUGGUCGAGUUGUGGUGAGGUUAGCCCUUAGCACGGAUGAGGCCUUUCUGUUUUCUGAA